Magnolia sinica is the source of this 3547-nucleotide messenger RNA. RefSeq names its product polyribonucleotide nucleotidyltransferase 2, mitochondrial. The record is from RefSeq and is a predicted model, not a curated record. Gene Ontology annotation, molecular function: 3'-5'-RNA exonuclease activity; RNA binding; polyribonucleotide nucleotidyltransferase activity. Gene Ontology annotation, biological process: mitochondrial RNA 3'-end processing; mitochondrial mRNA catabolic process. The transcript is spliced from 16 exons. The coding region runs from base 107 to 3055 and encodes 982 amino acids. Lineage: Eukaryota; Viridiplantae; Streptophyta; Magnoliopsida; Magnoliales; Magnoliaceae. Gene Ontology annotation, cellular component: mitochondrion; cytosol; chloroplast stroma.
GACCUCUCUAGUGUCUCUCUGCUCUCCCGCUAAAAAAACCCUUAAACCCUAAACCCUCUAAACCCGCUCUCUCUCUCUCUCUCUCUCUCUCUCUCUCUCUCUCUCCAUGGCAGGCUUAGCAGCCAGAUCCAACCCUCUCAUCUCAUACGUCCCUACCUUCCUUACAUGGCGAUCCUUGGCAUUCCGCAGCAUCUGCAGCGGCCGCCUGGGUUUCAUGUGCGAGCCCGAAGCUACCGCCUCUGCCGGCACGAAGGUUCUCGAAACAUUCAGGGAGGAAUUUGAGAUUGGAUCGCGCACGAUCUCCUUCGAGACUGGGAAGAUUGCUCGGUUCGCGAAUGGUGCCGUCGUGAUGGGCAUGGAAGAGACGAAGGUCCUCUCCACCGUCGCGUCAUCCAAAGGAGACGGAGUUCGGGACUUCUUGCCGCUCACCGUUGAUUAUCAAGAAAAGCAAUAUGCCCAAGGUGUCAUUCCGACCACAUUUAUGCGGAGGGAAGGCGCCCCAAAGGAACGUGAACUUUUAUGUGGUCGUAUCAUCGAUCGACCUAUUCGGCCAUUAUUUCCAGCUGGGUUUUACAAUGAAGUCCAGGUAAUGGCAAGUGUUCUUUCAUCUGACGGGAAGCAAGAUCCGGAUGUAAUGGCAGCUAAUGCCACAUCUGCUGCUCUUAUGUUAUCAGAUAUCCCUUGGGAUGGCCCCAUUGGAGUGAUACGUAUUGGGAGGAUAUAUGGAGAAUUUGUUGUCAAUCCUAGCAUGGAUGAGCUUAGCUUAAGCGACCUCAACUUGGUAUAUGCUUGCACAAGGGAUAGAACUUUAAUGAUAGAUGUACAAGCCCGUGAGAUCUCAGAAAGAGAUCUAGAAGCUGCGCUAAGGCUAGCUCAUCCUGAGGCUGUCAAAUAUAUUGAGCCUCAAAUCAGACUGGCAGGAAAAGCAGGAAAGUCUAAGAAAGAAUAUAAGCUGUCCAUGAUUACGGAUAGGAUUCUGGAGAAAGUCAAGAGCUUGGCAGAAUCUCCUAUUGAAGCUGUUUUCACAGAUCCAAAGUAUGGCAAGUUUGAACGUGGAGAAGCCUUGGAUAAAAUUACACAAGAUGUGAAAAAGAUACUUGAAGAAGAGUGUGAUGAAGAAAGCUUAAAAGUUCUGCCAAAGGCAGUUGACACUGUAAGGAAAAAGAUUGUUCGUAGAAGGAUUAUUGAGAAGGGGCUUAGAGUUGAUGGUAGGCGCCUUGAUGAAGUCAGACCUUUAUAUUGUGAAUCUAGUCAUUUACCAAUAUUGCAUGGAUCGGCUCUUUUUUCUCGUGGAGACACUCAGGUGCUGUGCACAGUGACACUUGGGGCACCUGGAGAUGCUCAACGGCUGGAUUCUCUGGUCGGCCCCCCCACGAAGCGUUUCAUGCUUCACUAUAGUUUUCCACCAUUCUCAAUUAAUGAGGUUGGUAAACGAGGAGGCUUGAAUAGGCGGGAAGUUGGCCAUGGUACACUUGCAGAGAAAGCUUUGCUAGCUGUAUUACCUCCAGAAGAUGAUUUCCCAUAUACUGUCCGUGUCAAUUCGGAAGUCAUGGCUUCUGAUGGUUCAACAUCAAUGGCGACCGUCUGUGGAGGGAGUAUGGCAUUGAUGGAUGCAGGAAUUCCGUUAAGAGAACACGUUGCAGGUGUUUCAGUGGGACUUGUUAGUGAAGUUGAUCCAUCUACUGGGAUGACUACAGAUUAUCGGAUACUGACAGAUAUAUUGGGUCUUGAAGACCAUUUGGGGGACAUGGACUUCAAAAUUGCUGGCACACGGAAAGGAGUUACUGCAAUUCAGUUGGACAUAAAACCUGCUGGAAUCCCCCUUGAUAUCAUCUGUGAAUGUCUGGAUCCAGCACUGAAAGGCCGCCUGCAAAUCCUCGAUCAUAUGGAACGAGAAAUAGAUGCCCCGCGUACUCAAGACAAUAGAAACGCCCCGCGAUUAGCUACCUUGAAAUUCAGCAAUGAAUCCCUCCGGCGCUUGGUUGGACUUCACGGUUCUCUAAAGAAAAAAAUUGAACAGGAAACAGGUGCUCGAAUUUCUGUGAGUGAUGGAACGCUUACCAUUGUUGCUAAGAAUCAAACAGUCAUGGAAAAGGCCCAAGAAAAGGUUGAUUUUAUCAUCGGACGUGAGAUUGAAGUUGGUGGAACUUAUAAAGGUGUCGUAUCCUCAGUCAAAGAGUAUGGUGCUUUUGUGGAAUUUAAUGGUGGUCAACAAGGCCUACUGCAUAUUUCUGAGUUGUCACAUGAACAGGUGUCUCGAGUUUCUGAUGUAGUAUCUGUAGGACAGGAGCUGUCUUUAAUGUGCAUUGGGCAGGACGUUAGGGGCAACAUUAAACUCUCUCUAAAGGCUACUUUACCCCAACCAGGAUCCGAGUCGAAGAAUUCCAUUGCUGGAAAAUCUGCUGCACCUAUUAGACAAACACCUAAUGUUUGGGCAUCAGUAGCAGGCAUUUCCGACUCCAAAGAGGACCAGAACCCUGUUAUUAAUGGCUCUCAAAUCAGCAAAAAUGAAGAUCAGGUGAAUUCUACUGCGUAUUCGUCAACAUCCAUCGUAAUCCGAAGUGCCGCGGAAUGUGAUGAACGGGAUAGUUCCACUGGUCAGACAUUCCCCCAGAAAAAUGAGAAGAGUAUGAGAUAUUCUCCAAGACCCAAAAAGGUUUUGGAAUCAGAUCCUACACCCGAGCCAUUCCCGAUGCCAGAGAAUGUUAAUGGAUGCAAUUUUCCGAACUCUAACAUGGGUCUUUUCUCACAUAACAAAGCUAUGAAUUCAACGCCUCUUAUGGGGAAGCAGAAAGGGGUAAAUGAUAAGCCGAAUGGUUUACAUGAAGGUGGCAUUAGUGCAAAGUCCCUAAAGCUCGGAGACCGUCUUACUGCCAAAGUUUACCAACUACGUGCACAUGGGCUAGUCCUCGAGUUGGGCAGCGGAAUUCGUGGAAUGUAUCGAUUUGAGACGAAUGGAACGAGAGACUUUGAGGUUGGCGAAGAGCUCCUCGUGAAGUGUUCAAGUUUCUCUACCAAAGGAAUUCCGGUGAUGUCUUUGUUGGAAGAUGAGUAAUCAAAGCAUUUGGCAUCUGAUCUAUUGAGUAACAUUCCAUUAACGGAUGAUUGGAGGAACUCAAGUGAUGCAUGAAAAAUCAUCUAUCAGCAAAGAUGCCAGCCUAUCCAACUGUCAUCAUCGAUCGGCUAUGCAAAAUGAUCGCUGCCCAUCUCCUGUUGUUGGCGGCUUGCUGGAUUUUCUUACAGAAUUGCCAUCCGCUGGCCAGACAUUAAAAUCAAACCAUCAUCGGCUGAUUGAUAUCAGCCAGUUUUGAUUGUGGUGUUUCAGAAAAGAAUCCCGUGGAUGGUUUGAACUUCCAUGUCAUGCUUUUAGUGAGUUUCUUCAGUUCAUGAAGGCUUGUCUUAGGCUGUGUCGGCAUGAAUUGGAUUGUUGUAUAUCUUCUUCUUUUUUCUUUUUUAAUUUUAAUUUAUGGAAAUUUUGUUUACAUGUUAAACAAAAAUAAGGAUGAAGUGAAAAGGCCCACAUGCUGAGAUGGCCUGAUGAUUUGAA